CAAACACGCGUUGUGGUGGUGCUGUAUGUAAAGAAGGAAGAAAAAAAAACCGAAGAGAAGAAAUCCGAUUUUCUGUUGGAAAUAUUGAAAAAUCCAUAAAUCAAAAGGUGUGUUGAACGUACAUUUCGAUUACGUUUCGAUCCGUUCGUCCCUUCAAUUCCGCGUUCAACAUCAGCUGGGAUUAUUCAAUAUUUGGACAGAAAAUUAACCGAGUCACAUUUUUCAUCCAAACCAAAAAAUUUUUUUUGUUGUUUGAAUCGUCGAACUGAGUGCGUAAAAUUUGUGUAAAAAGUGCUAACCCAGAGAGAGAGAAUGGCCGAUGUAAGACAUGAUGUUUUAGUUCUAGGAUCUUGUAUUAUGGAUUUUAUCUGUUAUUCAGCUAAAUUACCGAAAAGAGGCGAAACAAUUAAGGGAAAGAAAUUUGAGACUGGAUAUGGAGGCAAGGGCGCCAAUCAAUGUGUCGCUGCCGCCAAACUGGGAAGCAAAACUGCACUGAUAGCAAAGCUUGGUGCCGAUCCAUUUGGUGACAAUUACAAAGAACACCUGCGGAACGAAAAUGUGAACACGGAUCAAGUGGAAAGCGUCGAGGGUCACACAACCGGCGUCGCUCAAAUAACCGUUGCCGACAAUGGUGACAAUCACAUCGUUAUUGUGCCCGGCGCCAAUGAUACAAUGAGCCUGGAGGACGUGGACAAUUCCCGGGAAUUGAUUGACAAUGCCAAGGUGAUGGUCUGUCAAUUGGAAACACCGACACGUGCAACACUGGCCGCACUGAAACGCUUCAAAGGCAUAUCCAUACUGAACGCAUCGCCACCGCCGCUGGAAAAUUCGUUGGACAUUUUCACCGUUCCCAACAUUCUGUGCAUCAACGAACACGAAGCGGCAUCGAUGACCCAGCGAAGUGUACCGAAUUUGGAAGAAGCGAAACGUGCAAUUAGCAAUUUCCUGUGCCUCGGAGUACGGUGUGUGAUCAUCACGUUCGGUAAAUUGGGCGCCAUUUUUGCGUCGAACGACAGUCCGAAACCGAUUCAUGUCCGAACGCCGAAAUGUGAGAAGGCCAUUGAUACGACGGGUGCCGGUGACGCAUUUAUCGGUGCUUUGGCUCACUAUACGGCCAUCGAUCCGACUGUUCCAUUGGUGCAACGAGUUGGCGCCGCUGUACAUAUAGCCACUUAUUCGGUGCAACGCAAGGGCACACAGUCGAGCUACGCAUCGCUGCAGGAUCUUGGUGAUUUUGAUAUAAGAACCAAAAAGUUUGACUGGAGUUACAUUUAGUGGAAACAAAACGCGGAGAUGAUGAGACGAGUGGGGAGAGAGAGAGAGAGAACGAAGACGUGUCCGAUAUAAUCGGAACAUUCUUUUCGGGUGGAGAGAAAGUUUUCUUUAUUUUAAGCUGCAAAAUGCGAAAAAUGUCGUCAGAAUUUCGUCCCAAAAAUUUUGUUUUCUUUUCAUUGCCUUUUUGUAUAAAUUAGUUCUGUUGUUGUAUGUGAGUCCUUUGAUCGUUGAUUGUAAUUUUUUCUUUUUUUUUUGAUUUAGUGUAAAGCCUGAAAUGUUAUCCCCUUUUUGGAUUAAUUCAUUCUUUUUAGUUUAAAAUAAAUAAUUUUCUUUGAUUUUACAUAAUUAAGGGAAGCGAAAGGGAAGGACAUUUGAG
Bradysia coprophila is the source of this 1651-nucleotide messenger RNA. Its product is annotated as ribokinase-like. Gene Ontology annotation, molecular function: ribokinase activity. NCBI's taxonomy places the organism in Eukaryota, Metazoa, Arthropoda, Insecta, Diptera, Sciaridae. The record is from RefSeq and is a predicted model, not a curated record. Gene Ontology annotation, cellular component: cytosol. Gene Ontology annotation, biological process: D-ribose metabolic process.